Biomphalaria glabrata is the source of this 5775-nucleotide messenger RNA. RefSeq lists its product as uncharacterized. Gene Ontology annotation, molecular function: GTP binding. NCBI's taxonomy places the organism in Eukaryota, Metazoa, Mollusca, Gastropoda, Planorbidae. Bases 1949 to 3139 code for a protein of 396 amino acids. The record is from RefSeq and is a predicted model, not a curated record. The transcript has 3 exons.
GAGAAAACAAAGCAUUACUCAUCCUGUAUAUAUUUGCGAUCUGUUAAAGCCACAUCGCACAAGUCUGGUAUCAAACAAAUCAGUUCGGCAAUGAAUAUCCUACUAGUUGGUAGAACUGGUGAAGGCAAAAGUGCAACUGGCAACACAAUUAUAGGAGAACGAAAGUUUGUUUCCAAAUCCAGCAGCCAGUCAGUGACUAGAGACGUACAAAUGUGGAAAGGAACGUGUGAUCACCUAACUAUUACGGUAGUCGACACACAGGGAUACGCUGACACAGGCUGUGACCAGAAGAAGGGAAUCAGUGACAACUAUAAACGUCUGAAGUCUCAACUAGAAAACGCUCUACAUAAAUGUCCUGAAGGCUUUCACGCCAUUGUCUAUGUUGCUAAAAUUAACUCGAGAUCUACAAAGGAAUAUCUCGAAACGUUUCAAUGCAUAUCAAGCGUUUUGGGUCACGAAAAUUUCGAACAAUUUGGGAUUUUAUUGUUCACACACGGCAAUGAGUUGGUCAGAACGAAUACAGAUAUAGACGGUCAAUGUGACAUAAAACCAGUUUUACUUAAUUGGAUAAAGAAACAAUCUACUUUAGAAACAAUUUGUAACAAAGUUAAGGAGAGAGUUAUUCUUUUCGAAAAUAGUGUCAAAAAGCAAGGCCAUGCUUUUUCAAAUCAAAAGAGAGAUUUGAUACAAAUGAUUAAAAACAUCAAUUCUCUUUCUUCUCUUUAUACACGGAAGAACUUUCAGGAAGCUGCUAAAGAUCGAAGAUAUUUUGAGGUGGAAGAGAAAAAAAUGGAAACGGAACGCAUGGUGGAAGAAACGCGCCAAAAAAUACACAGCCAUUUAGAGCAGAUGAGAAACAAUGAUGAUACAAGUGCUGAAAAUGUUGAUAAAUUAAUUGCCGAGAUAAAUAAAAAAAUGGAAGUAGUCAAACGUGAGGAUCAAAACACUGGAAAACUUCAAGAUUGUAAAUCUAAGUUGGACUUACUUAGAACUGAAGCUGAACAGUUCCUGAAGCAUUUAAAGAGAACAAAACAUUACAGAGAUGAGCAAGAGAGAAUUAGAAAACAGCAGGAGCAGGAAAGACUCCAACAGCAGAUGGAGCACGAACAGUAUCAAAAAUUAAUAGAAAUGGAAAAAAAAAACAUUGAAAAAUUAAACCAACAGAAGCAUAAAGAAGUUCUAAAAGUUGAAAAUUGGAAUGAAGAAUGCAUAGAAGCAGUUAUAGGUGUAGUAGCUCCAGUAAUAGAUGUAGUUGUUUCUAUCGUACUAAUGGUCCUUUAAGUGAAAAUCAUUCACUUAUUUACUUAUUUAUACAUCUACUUAUCGACAAAUCUUCAUCAAAUUGCCUCCAAAAGAAAAGAGUGGAGUCGUCUCUUCUACUGCUAUGCUCCGUUGGCUAUUUCUCUACUAAAGUGACAGUACAGGGCUUAAUGCAAACAAACGGACUUAAACCUUCAAGAAAUAUGAAACAUAAUUCAGAAGUUGAAUGUUUUGUUGUUUUUAUUUUGUAAAGGACUUAUACGAAAUGAAGAUUUCAGCUAAAUUUGUUUAGACUAUGGGAAUUUAUUUUUCGAUUAUCUAUGUCAGUGCACUAUACUACCUCAGGCAUAAGAGAAAAAUGCAAUAGUCUAUUCUUAAUAGUACAAGUUAUCUAACAAUAAGUAUCCAUUGGAUAUUCCCCCGAUAUUUUUUUUAUGACAAGCAUUACAAUCUUGGCUCCGCUUUAUUGUAUUAUUAAAUUAUAAUUAUUAUUUUGUUAGAAACGAACAACUAUUCAUUCUCUGGAACUGCUAAGAUGGAGUUUCGUUAAAGAGAAACAAAAUUGACUGUAUAGUUCCUUUAUCAAACAAUAUGAAACUGUUCUGCAAUCCACAACUUCCAUCCUUCCUAGCAGAUAUAGCGUUAUGGUGGAGUACUUGGGUUGUAAACAUCGAAAUUAGAUAAUAAGAUGGUUUCUCUUCUUCUUGUUGGUAAAACUGGCUGUGGGAAAAGCGCUACUGGAAACUCUAUUUUAAAGAAGGAAAGGUUCCUAUCAUUGCUACAAACAGAAUCUGUCACUAAAAAUAUAGACCAUGAUUUUGUAAAAUUUCGUGGAAGAACUUUGCAAGUGGUCGACUGUCCAGGACUGUUAGAUACCAACUGCACAGAAAAAGAAGCAGCUGAUUUGGUUUCUAGGUCAAUACAACAGGCAGUUGCAAUAAAUCCGAAUGGAUAUGAUGCUGUUAUCUAUGUAUGUGAGUUGGGGCGCUUCAAAAAAGAGGACAUGGAAGUGAUAGGUCAGUUAAAAGCUUUUUUUGGUAAUGAUUUUUUCAAGAAGCAUUGCAUUAUCGCUGUAACCCAUGCAGACAUGUAUGAUGAAGAUGAAGAAGAUGGCGUGACUCUAAAACAGUGGGUGAAGGAACAGGAAGGUGCAUUUGCUGAAGCAAGAAAAGAAUGUUGCGAUCGGGUCGUUACUUUUGACAACAUCACCAGCGAUCAGUCAGUCAAAGAUCAACAAAUAGAAAAGCUCCUUGGUUUUGUUGACACUAUCGUCGCGAAGCACGGCCGUUACGAUCAAGGUAUGUUUGAGCGGAUGAGAGAACAUAGAGAGAAGUACAUACAAGAGAAGGACGAGCCCUUUUUGUCGGACGAAUCUUUGAAGGAAUUGGCCUCAUUAAAGUCGGAAGUUCGUGAGGUAGAUGAGACCAAAACAGAUUCUGCAAUGAAAGAACUUGAGUUGGCUAAAGAAAGAGCAGUAAGACUAAAGACGAAAAUAACUACAGAAGAUAAAAACACAGGAAAAUUAAAAAAUAGUUUGGAAGAAAACGAUUUAAUUAUUAAGUUGAUUCAGAAUAAACUAGACUCAAUACAAAAAAAUAUUGAAUUGGAAUUGGAAACUACUAAAGCGAAAAAAUCAUUUAAAAAAGAAAAAGAUGAAAGCAAAAAAAAAACUUCUGAACUUGUUGACAAAUUGCAAGAAUUACGAGAGAAAGAAAAAGAAUUAAACUUAGACAUUGAUAGAACUCAUAAAAACUCAGUUAAAGACAACAUACUCUUUGCGUUGCAAGUUGCAGCUGUCGUUUUAGAAACUGCAAGUUCUGUCACCUCAUUAGUUAAAGGUGGUGUAAAACUUCAUAAAUAUGUAAAUAAAAUUAAAUAAAAUUAUCAUUAUAGAUUAUUUUUCUUAAUGACAUGAGUAUAUUUUCUAAUAAAAAAAAAAAAACAUGUAACAUAAGAUAAUUUUUGAUUUUUUAAGACGAUUCCUCAUUUAUGAACCCGAUCACCUGUUGUAAGAUGAUAUCGCUCUUAAUAAUUAAGGAAUGCUAAAAAACCUGUCUUGCAGUGUCCAUAUUAUAUAUCCCUACCAGAUACCGCUCCCUAAAAUAUAGCCAAUUGUAUAAAUCUACUCAGAGUCAAGAAAACUCUACUUUAUUAUUACAAAGUUUGAUACAGUUAAAGAAAAAAAAAAGUUUCUUGACUUUGAAGUUUAAAUAAUGGAUCCUACUAUGGAUAUAAUAUUGAUAGAUUAUUUAUGAAUAUAAAAUUGACAAAAUUUGGUUAAAGAUAUAUUCAUUAUGGAUCUAGUUAGAUAUAUAGUAUGUAUAUAAUUCUAUAAUACAGGUGUUAACUGUUACGUCAAAAAAGAAGAUGAUUUUUAAAUACUGUUAUUUUGUCAAGAACAUUAAUUCUAAUGCUUAAAACCAUACACUUAUAUAUACACUACUAGACUGGAAACCGGAAAUAAAUUCUUAUCCGCGACUGGUCGAUCGUGUACAGUUUGUAGAAAGUUGGAUCAAGGCGUUGUUUUGUCAAGUAGUUAAAAGAAGAAAAGUUGUUGUUUUUUUCAACCCUAACCUAUGUAACAUAUUAAAAAAUUUUAGAUCUAGAUUUAGUAAUUAAUUAUCAAAAAUACACACACAAAAUGACAAUUUAGUGUUGCAUUCAGUCUUUUGAUAAAGAAGAUUAUGUAUCUAAAAAUUGCAAAAUAAUAAUUAUGAGACGAGAGUACUCUUAUUUUUUUAUGUCCAUUUUCACGACAUUUUUUGUAGUGUUAAAAAGUCUCCAUGUCCAGUCUAGAUAUAUUAUAUAUGUAAGUCUAUACUUAAAACAUGUAUUGUUUGAGCAGUCUCCCUUGAAUUUUAUGUUUUGAUAUGAUUCCAUGCAAUAUGGCGGCUGCCAGGAAUGCAAAUGUUAACUUUUAAAGCUCCCAUUGUUUAGUUGUUCACUCCAAGUGUUUGUUGAGUCUUUGAUCAUUCUAGCUAUUAACAAAUACCUUAAACUAUGUCAAGUCGUAUGUUUUCGUAUGUUUUCCUGGCUGAUUCAGGCAACCCUUUACAUGCUCUAAUAGCACUAGGGAAGAUGGAUCAUUUUGUACAUAUUUGUCCUAGCAUAAGGAACGAGGAAUGUGCCUUUAUCUUUGUGAUAAUUUUAUUAUAUUUUAUUUUUGUAUUAGAAUAUUGUGUUUCAAUGUUGUAUGUAUAAUUGCCACUUUACUUUUAAAUCUAUAAUGUGAAGGGUUUCUAAAUUUAAUGAUUUUACUCAAGAUGUUACAUUUAUUAAGGGUGACUAAUCAUUUGUUCUGAAUCUCACUGCUCUAUUUUCUGUCUGCUCCAGUUUUUGUAAUAUUUUCUUGAGUUAAGGGAUCUAGGAAAAAAUGUCGUCUAGAAUUGAUUCUAGCAGCACGGGUAAAUGAUUUCUACAUAAGACUGCACAAAAUAUUUCUGUUUCUUUGUUUAAAUCUUUCCAGAAAUGGUGCGGGAAUUCCUACUGACGUGCAAUCAACAUAGACCUAAAUCAAUUUUACAAUGAUUAUAUUUUGAAAAAUUAUAACAAUCAAACUAGAUCUUUGACUAUCUGGCCAAUUAGUAGGUUUUUUUUCCCCAAAGAUAUACAUAAACUGACAAAUUACAAGGAAAAUUGUUAAAGCCGUUAUCGAAAUCGGUGUACAAGUCUCAGAUUUUGAGAAUAAAAGAGCUUUCUAACAGUAAGAAAUUGUACUAAAUAUAUUUAGGUUUUGUACAACAAACGCAUGCAAAUUGUCUUCGACCUAUUUUAAUUAUUAAAACUGUCGAAAAAAUAUAGAGAUCGUUUACUUCCUGCUUUAGGUUACAGAAUAGGGACAUAAAUAUAUAUGUAAAUGUUUACAAUAUUUUGUUGUUUCCAGUAAAUUUUAAAUGUUACUUAUGUAAUGCCUAUUGUUAAGGAGUGUUUCCGUGGUUCUAUAAGAUAAAUAAAAUCUGAUGUAACCAAGAGUUGAGAUUUAUAAACAGGGGAAUAAAAGUGGAAGACAACGUAACAAUUAACAGAAAGUUGUAUAAUAAGUUGCUCUUUGUUUCAUUUGUUUGAAAGAUACUAAUUAUUGCUACAUACAUCUACGUUUAACGUUUAAGGUAAUAUGCAUCUGGCCUUUAUAAUUUAUGUUUGUUUUUUUUUGAAAGAUAAGCUUGGGGUUCGUGUUUUAUUUUAAGUUUGGCAUAAAUACAAAUACGUGCAUUGGUUGAGUUGGACCAGCUGUUAUUAUAUCCUAACGACCAUGUAUCAACAUUCAACAUUUCUUUACAACUGAGGAAAGUUAUUUAAUACUAGUGAAGCUUUGUUGUUUGUUUUCUUUUUGUGUAUCAUUGCAUUAACUUUUGAAUUUUUAAAGGUAUGGUUUAAAUUACUUUUAGAUAUGAAAAUGUAUUCAUUGUUUAUAUUGAUAUUUCUUUUUCUUAGCAUAUAUGCGUAUUUACUUAUAGACGCUUGUUAGUAUUAUAAUUUUGUUUUGCUUUCAGAAUAAAUAAGGUAUAGAAAUUA